Molecule: messenger RNA, 3858 nt
Organism: Limanda limanda (common dab)
Lineage: Eukaryota; Metazoa; Chordata; Actinopteri; Pleuronectiformes; Pleuronectidae
Product: contactin-associated protein-like 4
Exons: 23
Coding region: 253-3858 (1201 amino acids)
Source: RefSeq, a predicted model, not a curated record
ACAGACGUGUGUGACAGCGCGCUGGUGUCCAACCUGCCGCCGUCCUCCUUCAGAAGCUCCUCCCACCUGUCCAGCAGCCACGCACCCGGCUUCGCCAAACUCAACAGGAGAGAAGGAGCUGGAGGUUGGUCUCCUCUCACCUCAGACAGGUACCAGUGGCUGGAGGUCGACCUGGGGGAGCGAACCAGGAUCACCGCCGUCGCCACCCAGGGCCGAUACGGCAGCUCUGAUUGGCUGACGUCCUACCUGCUGAUGUUCAGCGACACGGGACACAACUGGAAGCAGUACCGACAGGAGGACAGCAUCGGGUCUUUUCCAGGGAACAGUAACGCCGACAGUGUGGUUCAGUACAAGCUGCAGCAGCCGGCCAUCGCUCGCUUCCUGCGCCUCAUCCCUCUGAGCUGGAAUCCCAACGGACGCAUCGGGCUGCGGCUGGAGACCCAAGGGUGUCCUUACACCUCUGAUGUGGUGGCGUUGGACGGCGGCAGCGGCCUCGUGUUCAGGUGGAGUCCCGGAGCGAGGCGCUCAUCCAAGGAGGUCGUCUCUCUGAAGUUCAAGACCCUGAGGAAUUCUGGGACAUUGCUGCAGGCGGCGGGAGAAGGAGGACUCGGACUCAGUCUGGAGUUAGAGAGAGGGAAACUGCAGCUGCUGCUCAGACCAGGUGGGACUUCCUCUCCCUCUCCCCGGCCUCUUGCCUCCCUCGGCAGCCUGUUGGACGACCAGCACUGGCAUCAUGUGGCAGUGGAAAGGCAAAGUGCUCACCUCAACCUCACUGUGGACAAACACAGCGAGAGGGUUCACAUCCCUGCAGAGUUCAGCCACUGGAACAUGGAACAGCUGAGCGUCGGAGCGGCGCUGAGCCUCGACUCUCAGAAACCUCUCGUCCCCAAGAGGAACUUCCAGGGCUGCCUGGAGAACCUGCUCUACAACAGCAUGAACCUGAUAGAACGAGCGAAACACAACGACCAGCAGGUGACUCUCAUGGGCAAUGUGACCUUUUCUUGUGCUGAGCCAGUUUCCGUCGCCGUGACGUUUCCCGGACCCCAGAGCUUCCUUCAGUUGCCGAGGGCGAUGGCGUCCUCUUCGGGGGGCGUGUCCGUGGGGUUCCAGUUCAGGACGUGGAACAAGGCGGGGCUUCUGCUCACCUUUGACCUCCCUGACGAAGGGGGAGUGGCCUGGCUGCACCUGAGUGAGGCCAGACUGUGGCUGCAGAUCCAGAAGGCUGGCAGGGCGCCGCUGGAGCUCAGGGCAGGUUCGGCUCUGAACGACGGCCAGUGGCACUCAGUGGAUUUCACCUCCGAUCGAGGACGUCUGAGCGUGUCUGUGGAUGAAGGAGGAGGAGGAGUCGCUCACGCCAGCCCCUCGUUUCCUGUCAGCGUUCGACAUCAACUCUUCUUUGGUGGUUGUCCCGCUGACCAAGACAAUAACCAGGAGUGUACAAACCCCUUCGACAUUUUCCAGGGCUGCAUGCGCCUCCUCUCUGUGGACCACCAGCCAGUGGACCUGAUCCUGGUGCAGCAAAGACUUCUGGGAAACUACAGCCACUUGCAGAUCGACAUGUGUGGAAUCAUCGACAGGUGUUCUCCCAGUCGCUGUGAACAUGGCGGCCGCUGCACUCAGUCCUGGACGAUCUUCCACUGCAACUGCUCGGACAGCGGCUACAAUGGAGCGACCUGCCACAGCUCCGUGUACGAGCAGUCGUGUGAAGCGUACAAACACAACGGAAACACGUCGGGACAUUUCUACAUCGACGUGGACGGCAGCGGACCAAUCAGACCACAGCUGGUCUACUGCAACAUGACAGAGGAGGACACGUGGAUGGUGAUCCAACACAACAACUCGGAGCUGACCAGAGUCCGACCCUCUCCAGACGUGAACCAGAUCUUAGUUCACUUCGACUACUCCACACUCGAGGAGCAGCUGUCGGCCGUCCUCAGCCAAUCACAGCACUGCGAACAGGAGCUGGCCUACCGCUGCAGGAAGUCCCGCCUCCUGAACACCCCAGAGGGCUCUCCGUUCAGCUGGUGGCUCGGUGGUCCCGGCUCCGGGCGCCUCCAGGCGUACUGGGGGGGGGCACAGCCUGGCAGCCAGCAGUGCGCCUGCGGCCUGCAGGGCGACUGCGUGGACCCUCAACACUACUGCAACUGUGACGCCGACCGCCUGGACUGGACUGAGGACUCGGGCCUGAUCACCCACAAGGAGAGCCUCCCCAUCAGGUCUCUGGUGCUGGGUGACGUCCAGCGGCCGGGGUCCGAGGCAGACUACAGGGUGGGACCUCUCCGUUGUCAUGGAGACAAGAAUUUCUGGAACGCGGCGUUUUUCGACAAGGAGACGUCGUACCUCCACUUCCCGACCUUCCACGGCGAGCUGAGCGCCGACAUCUCCUUCCUGUUUAAAACCACGGCCUCCUCGGGCGUGUUCCUGGAGAACCUGGGCAUCCGAGACUUCAUCCGCAUCGAGCUGAGGUCCUCCACUCAGGUGGUUUUCUCCUUCGACGUGGGCAACGGGCCGCUGGAGGUUCACGUGCAGUCCGACGUGCCGCUGAACGACAGCCGGUGGCAUCGGGUCCGAGCCGAGAGGAACGUGAAGGAGGCGACGCUGCGGCUGGACCAGUUCCCCCCCGCCACGCAGGAGGCGCCGGCCGACGGACACUUCCACCUGCAGCUCAACAGCCAGCUGUUCAUAGGAGGAACCGCCUCCCGGCAGAAGGGCUUCCGGGGCUGCAUCCGCUCGCUGCAGCUGAACGGCGUGACCCUUGACCUGGAGGAGCGGGCGAGGAUCACGCCCGGGGUUCGACCCGGCUGCCCGGGUCACUGCAGCAGCUACGGCUCGCUCUGCCAGAACCGGGGCCGCUGCGUGGAGAGAGCCGCCGGCUUCCACUGCGACUGCGGCCUGUCGGCGUUCACCGGAGUCUUCUGCCACUCAGAGGUGUCGGCCUCCUUCCAGUCCUCCACCUCCGUCAGCUACACCUUCAAGGAGCCGUACGAGCUGAUGAGGAACAGCAGCGCCCCCCCGUCCUCCAUCUACUCCGACGUGACGCUGAGAGGAGAGAACGUCUCGCUGAGCUUCAGGACCAAUCAGAGUCCGGCUCUGCUGCUCUACGUGUCCUCGUACUACAGAGAGCACCUGGCCCUGCUCAUCAACAAGCACGAUGAGCUGGAGGUGAGGUACAAGCUGGACAGCAGCAGAGAAGCAGACGUUCUGAGGAGCAGAGUGAAGAGUUUGGCCAACGGACAAUUACACACAGUUACUGUCAGGAGACUGAGCGACUCUGUGUCCGUGCAGAUUAACCAGAACGCCAGAGAGGACUUCAACCUGACGUCUGACGGAGAAUUCAACGCCAUCAAGUCUCUGGUGUUGGGCCGAGUUCAAGACUCUGAUCUGGACCCGGACGUGUCCACGUUGGCGUCUCUGGGUUUCUCCGGCUGUCUCUCAGUGCUCAGCUUCAACUCCAUCAGUCCUCUGAAAGCCGCUCUGCUCCACCCGGACACCAGCCCGGUCUCCAUCAGUGGACCUCUGCUCCGGUCCAGCUGCGGCUCCUCGGCUUCGGCCAAUCCCUACGCAGCGGAGAACAAACACCACCUGUCAGACCAGUCUGGCUCAGUGGGUUCAGGUCAACCUCUGGUCAAUGCCAUCAGGACGGACUCGGCUCUGAUCGGAGGUGUGAUAGCGGUGGUGAUCUUCGUGGUCGUGGCCGUCCUGGCGGUAACGGGCCGAUUCCUCUACCGCAGGAAAGAGACGUAUCGGAACCAGGAGGUGAAGGGAGUCAAACGGGAGGACAGCCCCGAUUUCCCCUUCACCAGCCAGAGCGACUCCCAGAACGUCUGCGGUGAAAACCGAAAGGAGUAUUUCAUUUAG